This is a messenger RNA of Cylas formicarius (sweet potato weevil), 1696 nucleotides long. Its product is annotated as beta-alanine transporter. Gene Ontology annotation, molecular function: transmembrane transporter activity. Lineage: Eukaryota; Metazoa; Arthropoda; Insecta; Coleoptera; Brentidae. Gene Ontology annotation, cellular component: membrane. Gene Ontology annotation, biological process: transmembrane transport. The record is from RefSeq and is a predicted model, not a curated record. The coding region runs from base 17 to 1663 and encodes 548 amino acids. The transcript is spliced from 6 exons.
CUCUGAACCGCCGGCGAUGGACCUGGACGACCUCCUGCCCGAAAUCGGGGAGUUCGGCAAGUACCAGAAGCUCGUCCUCUGGUUCACCCUGCUGCCGGCCGUCUUCCCAUGCGGUUUUCACGCCUACAACCAGCUCUUCAUGGCGACCGUGCCCGAUCACUGGUGUCGGGUACCCGAACUAGACGGACUCGACCACCAGGUCGCGAAAAACAUCAGCAUCCCGAACGAUGAAAAAUCCAAAUUCAGCCAUUGCACGAUGUUCGAGACGGAAUUUGACAACGAGACGGUCGAAAAUGCGAACACGCCGGGAAAUGUGCGACACGUGCCCUGCAAAAACGGCUGGGUCUACGACAUAGACAGCGUGGACAACUCCGUCGUCAGCGAGUGGGACCUUGUGUGCGGCGACGACUUCGCCCCCACCCUGGCCCUGGUUCUCUUCGGCAUCAGCGGCCUCGUCGGCAACUACAUCUUCGGCUACACCCAGGACCGUCUGGGUCGCAAAACCGCUUACUUCAUCUACCUCUUCAUUCAGUGCGUCUUUGGGAUAGCGACCGCGUUCGCGAGAAACUUCCCUAUGUGGCUCACGUUCCGCAUCGGGGUGGGGUUCACUAUCCCCGCCAUCUUGGGCACGCCGGGAGUGUUGGCGAUCGAGCUGGUCGGUCCGAAGGAUCGCACCACCGUCACCAUCUUGGUGAACAUCGCUUACUCGCUGUCGCUGGUCACCCUGGCCGGCAUCGUGUGGGCCAUCAGGCCGUGGAGGUGGAUGGCCGUCGCGACGACCGCGCCCCUGACGCUGCUCUUCUUCUUCUGGUGGGUGCUGCCGGAGAGUCCGAGGUGGCUGUUGGCCAGAGGCCGCGUCAAAGAAGCGGAGCUCAUUUUGAACAAGAUGGCGAGGGUGAACGGUAAAAAGCUUCCGCCCCACUUCAUCGCUAGGGCGUCGGAGAAGCUCACGCAUCAAUCGUCCGCAGAGCACCGCAAAAGGUACGGUCUCAGAGACUUGUUUUCCUCGACCAACCUCGCCAUCAAAACCGUCAUCAUCACUUUCCUGUGGUUCACCAACACGAGCGUCUAUGUGGGGCUUUCGUAUUACGCCCCCGCACUGGGUGGCGACGAGUUUCUGAACUUCUUCUUGGCGGCGGCUGUGGAGUUCCCCACCUACCUCUUCCUGUGGCCCGCGAUGGUGAGGCUGGGCAGACGAUGGACGCUGUGCAUCAGCAUGGUGGUGGGGGGAACCUCUUGUCUGGCCACGUUCUUAGUACAGGACGAUUAUGCCACAACGCUGGUGCUCUACUGCGUGGGCAAGAUGGGGAUAUCCUCGUCGUUCGUCGUCCUGCCGCUUAUGGCAUCGGAGCUCUACCCGACAGUCGUCAGGGGCAUGGGUAUGAGCCUGAGCUCGGUCAUAGGCAUGCUGGGUCCCAUUUUUAUACCACUUGUCAAUUACAUGGGUUCCGACAUGAUAAUCCUGCCCCUGAUAAUAAUGGGCAGUCUGCUGGUCACCGGGGGGCUGUGCUCCCUAUUGCUGCCCGAGACGAUCAACCAACACCUGCCGCAGACGUUGGCAGACGCGGAGAAGACCAAACUCGACUUUUUCGCCUGCUGCAACCCGCCGCAGCUGGAGAAGCAAUGCGCGCGCGAGCGCACCAACUGCGAGAGCAAAUUGUGAAAAAAAACACCGACGCUUUAAUUAUUAAUAAAU